Molecule: messenger RNA, 3731 nt
Organism: Paramecium pentaurelia
Lineage: Eukaryota; Ciliophora; Oligohymenophorea; Peniculida; Parameciidae
Source: the annotation of a GenBank genome assembly
AUGGCUGACGAAGACCCGAUGACGCAACAGGAAUAACUGAAAGACGAUGGGGCUGAACCAUAUGGAAAAUUUCGAAUAGCUAAGCAAACUUUGUGUUCGAUUGCAUAUAUGUGCUAAGAAAGAGUGUUUGCUGAGGAAGUAGACAAACUGGAAGAAUUAGGAGAGAAGUUGAUAGAGGUAUUAGAUGUUUUAAAUAUGAUAGGAAGGGCUUUGUACAGAUUUCAAGUAAGGUUUGACCAUGCAAGACCAAGUUGAGAGAGAGAGAGCAUUUGGACACAAUAGAAAACCAAAAAUUGAACCUAAAGGGUAUUGUGAAUUGUGGUUGGGUGCAUUGAAUGAUUUUACAAUGAAGGUUUUAUGUGUUGCAGCCAUUGUCAGUAUUAUAGUUGAUGUUUCAACUGCUAAUGAGAGUUACCGGAAAUUAGCAUGGAUUGAAGGUAUUUGAUAAAAUUAAAAGAAAAUAGGAUUUGCAAUAUUGGUGGCAGUGUUUAUAUCUACAAAUGCAAAUGCUGUGAAUGAUUAUCAAAAAGAACGACAAUUUUAAAAAUUGAAUGAAGUUGCUGAUGAGAGAAAGAGAGUGACAGUAGUUAGGAAUGGAAAGAAAUGUGAUAUUCAUAUGAGUGAAGUGUUGGUUGGAGAUGUUGUAUAAAUAUUUGAAGGAAUGGAAAUACCUGCAGAUGGUUUUGUAUUGGAGGCAUCAGAUUUGACAUCAGAUGAAAGUGCUAUGACAGGUGAAACAGAUCCAAUCAAGAAAAAUGUGUUAGGUGAAUGUAUUAAUAGGAGGAACUAAUUAAAAGAAGAAGGAGGAUAAGUAAAUAAUAAUAUUAAUAAAUUAUUAGAAUACAGCAGGUCAUCAUGAUGUUCCCUCUCCAAUAAUGAUGAGUGGAACAAGAGUUUUAAGUGGUGAAGGGAAAAUGCUCAUUCUCGUUGUAGGAGACUCAUCCUGUGCUGGUAAGAUUGCAGCCUUAUUAAGAUAAGAUGAACCAGAAGGUAAAUAUAAUCAUUAAUUUAAUAGCAACUCCUUUAUAAAUGAAAUUAACAGCAAUUGCUGAAGAUAUUGGUAAGUUUGGAUUGAUCUCAGCAAUAUUGAUUGUUUGUGUAAUGUGUUUAAGAUUUGGUAUUGAAAGAGGAUUAAAUGAUGAUUGGGAAAAUUAUAUGGUUGUUACUAUCAUUGGAUACUUUAUUAUUGGAAUCACAGUCGUAGUCGUUGCUAUACCAGAAGGAUUGCCAUUAGCAGUUACUCUAUCAUUAGCUUAUUCUACUAAAUAAAUGCUUUAAGAUUAGAAUCUGGUUAGAAAAAUGGCAGCAUGUGAAACUAUGGGAGGAGCCUCUAUGAUUUGUUCAGAUAAAACAGGAACAUUGACUCAAAAUAAAAUGUCACUUGUUAAUGUGUGGAAUGAUGAUAUCAUUGAAAUAGAUACCUAUUCUGAAAAAUAAUAAUUGACAUCAUAUUUCCCAUAAAACUUUUAAGAAUUCUUUAUUUAAUGUGCAGUUGUCAAUGGAUCAGCUAUGCUUAGACCUGAACCAAAAGGAUCUAAAACAGAAAUUGCAUUACUUGAAUUCAUUGAAAGAUGUUCUAUGAAUUAUGAAGAAUAAAGAGAGAAAUAUCCUGCUAGUACUAAAUUCCCAUUUAGCAGUUAAAGAAAAAGAAUGUCUAUGGUAUUAGAAUUAGAUGGAGGAAGACGUAGAUUAGUAUGUAAAGGAGCAUCUGAAAUGGUUUUAGCUGCAUGUUCAUAAUAUCAUUCUAAAGGAAAUGGAUCUAUUGUUCCUAUGAAUUAAGAAUUAAAAUAAAAGGUAGAAAAAUCAAUUGAAACUAUGGCUGGCAGAGCAUUAAGAACUAUUUGUUUAGCAUACAAAGAAAUCAGUGCAAGAGAAGAUUUGACAACAAAAGAUAACAAAGGAGUUUAUGCUGUUGAAUAAAGUGAUUUAACAUUAGUUGCAGUUUUGGGAAUCAAAGAUAUUCUAAGAUAAGAAGUUCCAAGAGCUAUUUAAUUAUGUAGAAGAGCAGGAAUUAAAGUUAGAAUGGUUACUGGAGAUAAUAAAUUGACUGCAAGAGCUAUUGCUAAGGAAUGUGGUAUCAUAACUCCAGGAGAUGAUUAAUCUAUUGUUAUGGAAGGACCUGAUUUCAUAGCAAAGAUUGGAGGAGUUGUAUGCACUAAAUGUAGAACAGCUAUUUGCCCUUGUGCAAGAGAUAGUACUACAGCUAAGAAGGAAAAUAAGGAUGUAAGAGUUGACACUAUUGCAAAUCCUCAAGAGUUUGAUAAAAUCUAUCCUCAUUUAGAUGUAUUGGCUCGUAGUAGACCUGAAGAUAAGUAUGCCUUAGUGACAGGUUUAAUUGAAAGAGGUCAUGUAGUUGCUGUCACAGGAGAUGGUACUAAUGAUGCUCCAGCUCUUAAAAAAGCUGAUGUUGGAUUUGCUAUGGGUAUAGCAGGAACUGAAGUUGCUAGAGAGGCUGCUGCUAUUAUUCUAUUGGAUGAUAACUUUAAUUCAAUUGUUAAAGCUGUGAUGUGGGGUAGAAAUGUCUAUGAUAACAUUAAAAAAUUUUUGAGAUUUUAAUUGACAGCUAAUUUGGUUAGUGUGGGAUUGACAUUAAUUGGUGCAGCUGUUUUGAGUCAAGAAAUAUUGAAACCAAUUUAAUUGUUGUGGGUCAACUUGAUUAUGGAUACUUUAGGUUCUCUUGCCUUAGCCACUGAACCACCUAGUGAGAAAUUACUUUAUCGUAAACCACAUGAUAGAAAUGAAUACAUUAUCUCUAAAAAGAUGUUUAAAUUCAUUGUUGGAACUGCAAUUAUAUAGAUAGCUGUUGUUCUAAUUGUAGUAUUUGCUGGAGACUCCUUUUUACCAGAAUAUCCAGAUGAAUAUGAUCUUACUGCUUUUAGAGGAAUUAAAAAACGAUAUAAAUAUAGUGAUCAUUUGUGUAAGACUACUUUUGAUGAUCUCAAGAAAUAUUCAGAAGAAAGUGGUAGACCAUUGACUUUGAUUCCUGAUGUAUCUAGGUCGAAAGAUGUUAAAACUAGUGGAGCUUGUUUAUCUUCAGAAUGUGUAUGCCAUGAUGGCAAAUGUUAUGAAAUCAUGUGUGAAGAAUGUGAUUUUGAAACUAGUUGUACUUUGAUAGCUAGUGGUAGAUUGAAUACUCCUGAAGGAGGUAGAGAUUAUGCUGUAUUCUUUGAAGAUACUCAUGAACCUUCUCGUCAUGUAUUUAUUAAUUCAUUACAUAUUAGUUUACUUAUGUCUUUAAUGUUUUCAUCAUGCUUCAAUUGUUCAAUUUUCUCAAUAGUAGAAGAUUCAAUGAUGAAAUCAACAUUUUUGAAGGAAUAACUAAACAUUCUGCAUUCAUGAUAAUUGUACCUAUAAUUUUCUGCAUACAAAUCCUCAUGGUUACAUUUGGUUCUAAAGCUAUUGGUCUUUAUGGUAAUUUUGGACUUAAAAUUCAAUAAUGGUAAAUUCUUAUAUUUUAAUAUAUUUCAGGUUGAUUGGUAUUGGAUUUGGAUGUAUCUCAAUAGUUGGAUGUUUUUUCCUUAAAUUUAUAAAAGAAGAUAUGUGUUGUGAGUGUGGAAGCAAAGAAAUCAACCCAAUGGAAACUGAACAUAAGAUUAUUGCAUUAAAGGGUGAUCAUUCCUCAGGUGGUUUAGCAAGACGUUAUUCAUCUCUUGUAAAUUUAUUCAUUUAUAUUUUAGAGACACGAUUAAAAUCCUUUUGGUUCUGCUGCUCAUCAAUAACAUUAGCAUUGA